AUGGGGCUAUAUGACAAAUGUUCUUAUACCUCGCGUGACCGAGGAUGGGUCGUGGGAAUUCACACCGUCAGUGACCAAGGCAACAGAGACCCCCGCUACUUUUUCUCCCUGAAGACAGACCGGGCCCGGCAAGUGACCACCAUUAAUGCCCACCGCAGCUACCUCCCAGGCCAGUGGGUACACCUAGCCGCUACCUACGAUGGGCGGCUGAUGAAGCUCUACGUGAAUGGUGCCCAGGUGGCCACCUCUGGGGAGCAGGUGGGCGGCAUCUUCAGCCCGUUGACCCAGAAGUGUAAAGUGCUCAUGCUGGGAGGCAGCGCUCUGAAUCACAACUACCGCGGCUACAUUGAACGCUUCAGUCUGUGGAAGGUGGCCCGGACUCAACGGGAGGUCCUGUUGGACAUGGAAACCCAUGGCCUCCACACUCCUCUACCUCAGCUCCUCCUCCAGGAGAACUGGGACAAUGUGAAGCGCACCUGGUCCCCCAUGAAGGAUGGCCACGUCCCCCAAGUGGAACUCAGCAGUGCCCACAGCUUCCUGCUGGACACAAGUUUGGAGCCUCCCUUGUGCGGGCAGACAUUGUGUGACAACACAGAGGUCAUCGCCAGCUACAACCAGCUCCCACGGUUCCGCCGGCCCAAGGUGGUGCGCUACCGCGUGGUCAACCUCCAUGACGACAACCGCGAGAACCCCACGGUGAGCCGCCAGCAGAUCGACUUCCAGCACCGGCAGCUGGCCGAGGCCUUCAAGCACUACAACAUCUCCUGGGAGCUGGAGGUGCUGGAGGUGAGCAACUCCUCCCUGCGCCACCGCCUUGUCCUGGCCAACUGCGACAUCAGCAAGAUCGGGGACGAGAGCUGUGACCCCGAGUGCAACCACACGCUGACCGGUCACGACGGCGGGGACUGCCGCCAACUGCGUCACCCUGCCUUCGUGAAGAAGCAGCACAAUGGGGUGUGUGACAUGGAUUGCAAUUAUGAUCGGUUCAGCUUCGAUGGCGGAGAGUGCUGUGACCCCGAAAUCACGGACGUCACCAAGACUUGCUUCGACCCCGACUCUCCGCACAGAGCAUACUUGGAUGUUAAUGAACUGAAGAACAUUCUUAGACUGGAUGGAUCAACACACCUUAAUAUCUUCUUUGCAAACUCCUCGGAGGAGGAAUUGGCAGGAGUAGCAACUUGGCCAUGGGACAAGGAGGCCCUAAUGCACUUAGGUGGCAUUGUCUUGAAUCCGUCUUUCUAUGGCAUUCCUGGGCACACCCACACCAUGAUCCAUGAGAUCGGGCACAGCCUGGGCCUCUAUCACAUCUUUCGAGGCAUCUCGGAGAUCCAGUCUUGCAGUGAUCCCUGCAUGGAGACAGAGCCCUCCUUUGAGACCGGAGACCUCUGCAGUGACACCAACCCAGCCCCAAAACACAAGCUCUGCGGUGAUCCGGGGCCAGGGAAUGACACCUGUGGCUUCCAUAGCUUCUUCAACACCCCUUACAAUAACUUCAUGAGCUACGCAGGUAGGACUCCCCGCUCAGCCAGGCGCUCAGCCAGGCGCAUGCGGCUGGGUGUCACUCACGGGCUCCAGUCCUGGCUCAGAGGAGCCUUGGGAAAGCUGCUUUCCUUUUCUAAGACUUCUUCAACCCAACAGUCCCUCAUCCCAGACAAUCAGGAUGUGACAGUCCUUGUAGAAUUGGGAUCAGCAUGUGACCUUUGCCUGGAAGGGAGAAUCCUGGUGCAGUAUGCCAUCAAUGCUUCCUCCCCAAUGCCUUGUGGCCCAUCAGGACACUGGAGUCCUCGAGAAGCAGAAGGUCAUCCAGAUGUUGAACAGCCCUGUAAGUCCAGUGUCCGCACCUGGAGCCCAAAUUCAGCUGUCAACCCACACACAGUCCCUCCAGCCUGCCCUGAGCCACAAGGCUGCUACCUUGAACUGGAAUUCCGCUACCCCUUGGUCCCUGAGUCUUUAACCAUCUGGGUGACCUUUGUCUCCACUGAUUGGGACUCUAGUGGGGCUGUCAAUGACAUCAAACUGUUAACUGUCAGUGGGAAGAACAUCUCUCUGGGCCCUCAGAACGUCUUCUGCGAUGUCCCACUGACCAUCAAACUCCGGGAUGUGGGUGAGGAGGUAUACGGCAUCCAGAUCUACACAUUGGAUGAGCACCUAGAGAUUGAUGCGGCCAUGUUGACCUCCAUUGCAGACAGCCCACUCUGUCUAGAGUGUAAGCCCCUGCAGUACAAGGUGGUCCGGGACCCUCCUCUCCACGUGGAUGUGGCCUCCCUCCUACACCUCAGUAGAAGAUUCACGGACACGUAA
This is a messenger RNA of Leptonychotes weddellii (Weddell seal), 2301 nucleotides long. The record is from RefSeq and is a predicted model, not a curated record. NCBI's taxonomy places the organism in Eukaryota, Metazoa, Chordata, Mammalia, Carnivora, Phocidae.